Molecule: messenger RNA, 579 nt
Organism: Manihot esculenta (cassava)
Lineage: Eukaryota; Viridiplantae; Streptophyta; Magnoliopsida; Malpighiales; Euphorbiaceae
Exons: 1
Coding region: 1-579 (192 amino acids)
Source: RefSeq, a predicted model, not a curated record
AUGGGUAAUGGCUACAAUCGCCACCAAAACCUGCACAAGUCCACAUUCUUUCCCAUGCUUUGUUCAAGACUUUCAGUCAAAGAUGUGGCUCUUCCCAAAUUAGAAGACCGAUCUAUGUCCAUCUCCGGUGACCCUUUAUCGCCGAAGAUCGGUUGCAUGGGUCAGGUCAAGAGACACAACAAGAUAAUUGGCUUCCCCACUUCUAACAAGAUCACCAUCACCAGAAACGACACUGCUAUUCUUCCUGCCGCCGUCAAGUACUCUAAGCUAAAGAGGAUCUUCUCUGCCAAGAAUAGUUUCACUCCUACUGCUACUGCUUCCUGUAGAAGAAGAGGAGUGAUCUCCAAUGAUGUAAGAGGAUCCAAGAUUGAUGACAGUAAAGAGAUUAAUUCUGUUUCCAUUAAAAUAGAAGAUAUGGAUCCUCCUUUGCCUGUGAUCAAGAAAGUUCAUAAACCAGCUGCAGAUGGAGGAGGAGAGGAUACUCUUUGGAAGAGGAGAUCUGGUGGAGCUUCAUUGAAAAAUUUGCAGCUGCAACAGAUUCAACUUCACAGACAAAAUCUUGCACCAACUACUGUUUGA